Paramuricea clavata is the source of this 567-nucleotide messenger RNA. NCBI's taxonomy places the organism in Eukaryota, Metazoa, Cnidaria, Anthozoa, Malacalcyonacea, Plexauridae. The record is from the annotation of a GenBank genome assembly.
AUGCUUAUGAGCAGAAAACCAAGAUCUCGCUUGGACGUCCUACAUCCUGAUGCAAGACAAAGAGUACAGAACCAACAGAAGAAGCAGAAAGAGUUACACGAUCAACAUGCAGUGGAUCGACAAUUACGACCAGGUGACUUAGUAUAUUCGAGAGAAUUUUGAAAACAUCAAAAGUGGUGUCCAGCAGUUAUCAAUACACAAACCGGGCCAGUUUCUUAUACCAUACAGUUGGAAGACGACCGGGCAGUUCAUCGUCAUCAAGAUCAGGUGAUUCAAAGAGAAAUACCCGAAGAAAACGAAUAUGACGCCAUGGAUCCAGAUCUCAACGAGCAACCCGUUCCAGACCAACAAGUGGUUAGCGAAGAAAAUGCAGUUCCAGCAACCCGAUAUCCGCAAAGAGAUAGACAGACACCGGACUAUUAUUCGUGAGUAAUUACAUUAAUUUUAGAGUAUAAAACACUAAUGGAUUAUAAACUGUUAGGUUAGAGUGUUGACAUUAUUAGUUUAGUCGUUAUGUUGCAGGGACUCUGGUUUUAAUCCAGGGAAAAAGGAGUAUAACAUCCGGGG